GUCGUCAUUUCGAUUCUGGAUUCGGACGCAUCAAAGGCAUUGGGGCAAAGAUAUCCAUGGCAGCCAGAAAUGGGUCUCGCUUAUGACAGACGGAGGUUGUACAGUAUCUAUAAGACUGUAAGACAUUUCAAUUACGUAAAACGAUUUCAUCAUGAUCAUGGUGUAAGCCUAAUGGUAGUGAUCGUCUCAAAAAUUGGAUUUUUGAGGUGUCACUUGGUAUAUACAAGAGUGUCUAUAUGAAGAAUAUGACAGAGUGACUUGUCCCUGUUCAAUGAUAUUCAUGUUGAUAAUGCUAACGCUCUAUGAAGACCUAGUUCGUUCGCUUUGUAUAUAGUCUCCUUUGCCUCUCUAUGACGACCUAGUUUGUUCGCUUCGUAUACAGUCAGUCUCCUUUGCCUCUCUAUGAAGACCUAGUUUGUUUGCCUUAGUAUGGCCCGUUGAGUCCCCUAAUUCCACCGAUGGUUCUCGCAACUUUGCCUGGUGCGCUAUGCGGGAGGCGCUGGCACUGAAAUCGUUGUGUGAGCGUUUCCACCGAAUCAUAUUCACGGAUUUACAGUUAUGGUCGGCUUUCUGUAGUACAAAAGUCCGAUUAGAUGUGGAGAAUGAUCUCCUUGUUCUCCACGUAAUGUGCUGAGCAUUUUGGAGGUACCCUUUUCCCAUGCAUCAAGGGACGAAAAGGUGCCGACGUCGUCAGGGGGGGGACCGAGAAGAUGGAGCCAAGCAGCUGCCUCUCUAAUGCAGCAGCUGUACGACAGCUGUGAGCCAAAGUUCUGGCCCAGUGUCGGCCACGGCAGGAGUCGGUGCAGUGCGGAUCAGCUCUGGAACCGCCUCUGGCAGGAGGCUCAGUUCGGUGACGAAGAGUUUCUAGGGAAUGCGGGAAUACUGUUGGACAAAGGAGCAGAUCGUAGAUCUAGAACGGAUGUAAAGAUAAAUCAGGCGCACUACACAAGUUUUGCUGCACUUGAUGAACCUGAAGAUACAACUCCUGAGAGAACAACUAGUACCACGAGUCCCAAUUAUAGUGCUGGCACUUCUUCGGUGGCAGGUGGAGUGCUUCUAGAAAAUGGGGGGAAUUCAACAACGCAAACAGAAAGCGAAGACGAGGAUGAGGAGAAGUUUGACAACGGGCGUUACGACUUGUUUGGAAAGGACGAGUGGUACUUCUUGUGGGAGCACAAGCAUUUCCCGAAG
Messenger RNA from Amoebophrya sp. A25, 1191 nucleotides. The record is from the annotation of a GenBank genome assembly. Lineage: Eukaryota; Dinophyceae; Syndiniales; Amoebophryaceae.